Molecule: messenger RNA, 414 nt
Organism: Strongylocentrotus purpuratus (purple sea urchin)
Lineage: Eukaryota; Metazoa; Echinodermata; Echinoidea; Camarodonta; Strongylocentrotidae
Exons: 1
Coding region: 1-414 (137 amino acids)
Source: RefSeq, a predicted model, not a curated record
AUGGCAAUGGAUGAAGUUCAAAUAGGAGCCAACAUUCAAGAAACCUGCAUAAACAACCUACGUUUUGCAGACGACAUCGUCUUAAUAGCAGAGACACCAGAUGAACUGCAUACACUUGUGGAUAAAAUCUACGAGGCAAGCUGUGUCCUGGGUCUCAAGGUGAACAUAGCAAAGACAGAAGUGCAAGGAAGUGCAAAAGGAAAGUGCAACCUUAACAUUGACAUAGCCAACGACAGACUAAAACAGGUGGAAGAUUUUGUGUACAUGGGGGGGAGCAGGAGAGCAGGGGCAGCUUUCCGAAGACUAAAGAACAUCUGUACAUCAACAAGCAUUAGUAGCCACACAAAGAUGCUACUGUAUCAAUCACUUAUCCUCUCAAUUCUGCUUUAUGGGGCAGAAUCCUGGACAGUUUGA